Messenger RNA from Cinara cedri, 1878 nucleotides. The record is from the annotation of a GenBank genome assembly. Lineage: Eukaryota; Metazoa; Arthropoda; Insecta; Hemiptera; Aphididae.
AUGCUGAAAAUACACAAGGGAUUAAAAAAAAAGAAGAAAAAUAAGAAAAAUAAACAUAAAGAAGAAGAACUUUUCAACGAAGAAGAACUUGAAAGAUAUCGUCGUGAACACCAAGAAGGAAAAGUAGCGGAAGGCGAAAACGAAGGCCAAGAGGAGUGGCAGAAGUUUAAAGCAAUCACUGCUGGAAUAGACGAUGUAUUGAAAAAAACACAGGGAGAUCUCGAUCGUAUAAAAACAAAUAGUUUUUUUCAAAGAAAACCCACACAAACAGAACUUAAAGCUGCCGAAAAAAAAUUAGAAUCGGAAACAAGGGCUAAAUUAGAAGAACAAACACGUCUAAAAGCAGAAGCUGAGGCAUUAACUGCCGCUAAAGCAGAAGAAGAGGCAUCAGCUUGUGCACCUGUUGAUGAAGAAUCAUCUUCAGAUGAAUCAAAUAAUGGUGAUGACAUAUUUGAUACAUCGUACGUCGAUGUUAUUACUAGUGGAGAAGUAAAACUAGCAUACAUUCCAGAAAGUCCAACCGAGGAAGACGGAGAGUUCGAUCCAUUUGAUACUUCCAUAGUAGAUAAAGUUAUUCAACCUAAUCCAUCUAAGAAGAACAAAAGAUACAUUAGUCUUGGGUGUGCGGUUGAAGUUCUAUCAGGUAAAGACGUUGAUAUAAAUCCUGAGGUCUUCAGGUCAACAGCUGUUCGAAAACGACCAAAACCUGUAGAUUUAUUGUUAGAGAGUUUUGAUAAUAGUACUUCAAAUGCAAAACUUAUAGACGACAAACCUAUAAAAACAUUGCUUGAUGAUGACCCGAUUUUGUCUACAGACGCAAUACCAUUAACUAUAGUUACUCCGAUCGAAAUUAAACCACAGCAAACUAAAAAAGAAAAUACAAAAACUCCUGAACAAGAUAUUAGUCAAAUUAUUGACGAAUUUGAUUCACCGCUUAUUUUAUCUGAAAUUGUAAAAACGCAGACAAAUCUAGAAAACGACGAUAUAGACGACGAGUUUGCUGCGUUAGCAGCUGAAUCAUUAUCUAAAUCUCCACUUCCCGAAGAUAUCGAUCCUUUUGAUACAUCAUUUGCAGACCAUAUAUUACCCGCAACAAACAAUUUGAGUACUCAAAUUAAACAAGACAACCAACAAGUAAACGAUAAAACGGUGGAAAAGGAAUUCUUCCAAACAGUCCGACCACUGAGUCUAGAACACAGAGAUCUUUUGGGUGGAAGUACAACAGAUUUGUCAGUAAUCGGACAUCAUCCAAUUGAACCUCAUAAUUCUACAUUAGAAACCACACUAAUCGAUCCUUUUGACACAUCUAUUGCUGAGAGCUUGUUACCCGGAAAAGGAGAAUUGAAAUUACUAGAAAAAGAACUUUUAGAAGACUCUAAAACACCGUGUAAAAACAUAAUAAUUGAAGAAGACGACGAUUUUGAUCCAAGAGCUGAAGAAUUUGUUCGGCCAGUUGAACUAAAUUUAAAAGAGAAGAGAGUUAGUGUACCAAAGGUAACAUUUGCUUUAGAAAAAGAUUUAUUAACUGACGACCAUCACGGUGAGUUGCAUGUGGCAAAACCUUUAACUCCAUAUUAUCCACAGGAUCAACUAAACGAAGACGGUUUUGAAAUCGACCCAUUCGACACAUCACACGUUACACAUGCACCUGGAAAAGUAGAAUUGAAGUUAUUAGAAAACGAAUUAGUCGAAAUAGAACCUAAGUGUACAGAUAUAUUGACAGAAGAAGAAUUUAUUCCUCACGUUCUUCAUACCCCCGUUGAACCAGAAAUAGCGGUUCCUGAAGAAAUCGAUCCUUUUGACACUUCAUUUGCAAGUGAAUCCGUUCCGAGUCAAACAGAAAUAAAAUUAUUAGAAUCUGAAUUUAUACAUAAAUAA